Messenger RNA from Cylicocyclus nassatus, 872 nucleotides. NCBI's taxonomy places the organism in Eukaryota, Metazoa, Nematoda, Chromadorea, Rhabditida, Strongylidae. The record is from the annotation of a GenBank genome assembly.
AUGGUCUAUCCAGCAUCAGUAUUCAUCACUGGAGCGAACAGGGGCAUCGGAUUUGCUCUGGUGCAAGCAUUUCUCAAAAUCAGUGUAGUGCAACAUGUCUUCGCUGGCGUAAGGAAUCCCGAUGGUGCUAAGGACUUGAAGGCCAUCAGUGACGACAGACUGAAAAUCGUAAGAAUUGACCUUGAGAAUGACCAGUUAAUCAAGAAUGCUUAUGCUCAGGUGGAGAAGGUUGUCGGAGACCGUGGAUUGAAUCUUCUAGUAAAUAAUGCAGGUGUAAUGACGUCAUACUCUGCCAAUGGACCAAUUUCCAGAGAAACAUUGGCAAAGUGCAUUAAUGUAAAUACAGUGGGUACGACCAUUGUCAGCCAGACUUUCCUUCCUCUUCUGAAAAGAGCUUCUGCCCGAGUUCCAGAUGAUCACCAGGGUAUAGAUCGAGCUGCAAUCAUAAAUAUAUCUAGUGGCUACGGCUCCAUCAGCCAGAACCACGACGGGUCAGGUUCUUCAGGUGCUCUUGCCUACAAAAUCAGUAAGGCUGGUGUCAAUCAGCUCGGUAAAACGAUGGCUGUCGAUUUGGCCGGUGAUAAAAUAAUCGUGACGCAAUUCCAUCCUGGUUGGGUGCAAACUGACAUGGGUGGACGAAACGCUCCUACCACUCCAACAGAGUCUGCUACUUCAUUGGUCGACUCAAUGUCCAAGCUGCAAAAACAACACAGUGGCGGAUUUUACGAUCGCCAUCUCAACGCCAUUCCUUACUAAGCAGGAGGUUUUGAAUGCAAAUAUUGGCUCUCCAUACAGUGUCUCUAAUUGUAGUCAUUCGUUCGUAAGAUACCUAGGAAGAGUUUCUAUGUGCUCUCUUCUUUGAACCUGGGCAU